Molecule: messenger RNA, 249 nt
Organism: Hyaloscypha bicolor E
Lineage: Eukaryota; Fungi; Ascomycota; Leotiomycetes; Helotiales; Hyaloscyphaceae
Product: LSM-domain-containing protein
Exons: 3
Coding region: 1-249 (82 amino acids)
Biological process (GO): maturation of SSU-rRNA; mRNA splicing, via spliceosome
Cellular component (GO): nucleolus; U4/U6 x U5 tri-snRNP complex; P-body
Molecular function (GO): RNA binding
Source: RefSeq, a predicted model, not a curated record
AUGGAGAAUGGAAGCUUGAGCCAGGGAGAGGGCAAAGACCCCUCUGCCUUUCUCAGCGAGAUUAUUGGAAACUCUGUCACCGUCAAAUUGAACAGCGGGGUAGUGUACAAGGGAGAGCUACAGUCUAUUGAUGGAUACAUGAAUCUUGCUCUAGAGAAGUGCGAGGAGUAUGUGGAUGGCGUGAAGAAGAGGAGCUAUGGAGAUGCCUUCGUCCGAGGAAACAAUGUGAUGUACAUUUCAGCAGAUUAA